AUGGCCCCACAUGGUUCACCGAAAACCUUAGCAGUCGUCCUUGCAAUACUCAGCAUUCUCUUGCUCAGCCAAGUUGACGCUCAGAGCCCGUCCCGUCGCGGCCCACCUCCUUCUCGUCUCAGCCCGCCUCCACCCCCUCGCGGUCAACCUUCACGCCCUCGUCGCCCGCCACCACCCCCUCACCGUCCGCCUCCACCACCACCAAUGUCAUGUCCACCUUGUAUUUGUCCACUACCAUCCCCUCCACAGGACACCCCACCGUCGAUUUUGCCACCAGACACAUCACCACCUAAGACUAAUUCGCCACCCGAGAUUUCACCAAAUGAGACUCCACCACCGGAGAUUAUAGUGGAUCAUGAGAUUCCACCAUUGGAAAAUCCAGCACCCGGUAUUCCGCCACCCGAGAUUUCAUCCCCUGAGACUCCACCACCUAAUAUUACAGAUCUUGAGAUUCCACCACCAGAGAUUAUAGUAGACCCUGAGAUUCCACCAUUUGAGACACCAUUACCCGAGAUUUCAUCACCUGAGACUCCACCACCAGAUAUUAUAGACCCUGAGAUUCCACCAACGGAGAUUAUAGUAGAUCCUGAGAUUUCAUCAUCCGAAAAUCCAGCAGCCGAGAUUCCGUCACCAGAGAUUUCGCCACCUAAGACUCCACCACCUAAUAUUAUAAACCCUGAGAUUCCACCACCAGAAAUUAUAGUAAACCCCGAGGUUCCACCAUCUGAGACACCACCAUCUGAGGUUCCAUCAUCUGAGACACCACCACCUGAGAUUUCACCAUCCGAGACCCCACCACCGGAUAUUAUAGACCCUGAGAUUCCGCCUCCAGAGAUUAUAAUAGAUCCAGAGAUUUCACCAUCCGAGAGUCCACCACCCGAGAUUACACAACCUGAGACUCCACCACCAGAGAUUAUAAUAGAUCCUGAGAUUCCACCCUCCGAGACUCCACCACCAAAUAUUAUAGAUCCUGAGAUUCCACCAUUUGAGACUUCACCACCAGAAAUUCUAGACCCCGAAAUACCACCACCGGAUAUUAUAGUUCCCGUGUUUCCACCAGAUAUAUUAGUCCCCGUGUUUCCACCAUCUAAUACUCCACCACCGGAGCUUAUAGACCCAAAGACUCCAUCACCCGAGACCCCACCACCAGAGACUCCACCACCUGAGAUUAUAGACCCAUCACUCGAAACUCCACCUCCGGAGAUUCCACCACCCAAGACUCCACCACCAGAGAUCCUACCAACGCUUCCUCCAAACACACCCCAACAAAAUCCUCCAUCAGAGACUCCACUACCUGAAAUUAUAGACCCAUCACUCGAAACUCCACCUCCAGAGAUUCCACCACCCGAGACCCCACCGCCAGAGAUCCUACCAACGCUUCCUCCAAACACACCCCAACAAACUCCUCCAAACACACCACCAGAAACUCCUCCAGACACACCAUCACAGACUCCACCUACACUUCCACCAAACUCACCACCGAUGGCUCCUCUAGGUACACCAACGCUACCUUCACCAACGUUUCCACCAAACAACUCACUACCCCCUCCUCCUUCAAGCUCCCCACCACCGCCCCGGUCUCAAAUACCACCACCAAUUCCCCCACGUGGCAUAUGUCCCAGGAAUGCCAAUCAAAUAAGGUCAUGUUCCAAUAUCCUAAAAUUUUUUGGUAACUUCCUAGAUUUUCGAUUGGCAAAGCCAUGUUGUACCCUCAUUCGCGAUCUAUCCGAUGCUCAAGCAGCUGCUUGCCUAUGUGAUUUGGUGAGAGCACGACGUUCCACUCUUUCUCCCAAUAUCAUUAUCCUCUGUAGGGCUUGUGGCCGCAGGAUUCCGAGAGGCUUCACCUGCCCANCUGAUCCUACAAGCUACAACCAUGUUCAAGCCAAGCCGAACUUUAAAAAUUAA
Molecule: messenger RNA, 1905 nt
Organism: Camelina sativa (false flax)
Lineage: Eukaryota; Viridiplantae; Streptophyta; Magnoliopsida; Brassicales; Brassicaceae
Source: RefSeq, a predicted model, not a curated record